GCCUCCUCGCUGUGGAGAGCUCCGUGCGUUUCUCUUCCCCUCUGUCCGCUUCAGACCCAUAUUCCACUGGGAAGGAGAGAGAGAGAGAGAAGAGAGAGGGAGGUGAGUGAGUGAGAGUGUGUGUGAGAGAGUGAGAGAGAGAGAGAGAGAGAGCAGGACCUGGGAGAAGAGCACGUAAAGAAAAAGAGGAGAGGAAAAACGCAACAACGACACAAAUGGCACUCAUGGCAGGGAUUUUGUUCACGGCUACCCUUCUUAUUUCUGGGAUUUCUACAGCAGUUUCUUCGACACGGAUAUAUCCCCCAAAUGAAGUCACGUUAUUGGACUCCAGAGCUGUACAGGGGGAGUUGGGAUGGGUCUCCCAACCGACAGAAGGAGGGUGGGAGGAAGUGAGUAUUAUGGAUGAAAAGAACAUCCCCAUUCGGACGUACCAGGUGUGCAAUGUCAUGGAGCCCAAUCAAAACAACUGGCUCCGCACUGACUGGAUCCCCAGAGGAGGGGCCCAGCGUGUCUACAUUGAGAUUAAGUUCACCCUCCGAGACUGCAACAGCCUCCCGGGUGUCAUGGGAACCUGCAAGGAAACCUUCAAUCUUUACUACUACGAGUCCAACAACGACAAAGAGCGCUACAUCCGCGAGAACCAGUUCGGCAAGAUAGAUACCAUCGCUGCAGAUGAGAGCUUCACUCAGGUGGACAUCGGCGAUCGUAUCAUGAAGCUGAACACAGAGGUCCGGGAUGUGGGAGCCCUGACCCGGAAGGGUUUCUAUUUGGCCUUCCAGGAUGUUGGGGCGUGCAUUGCGCUUGUUUCUGUCAGGGUCUUCUACAAGAAAUGUCCUUUAGCUGUGCGCAAUUUGGCUCAGUUUCCAGAUACCAUCACUGGAGCCGAUACUUCUUCUCUUGUGGAAGUUCGUGGUUCAUGCGUGGAUAAUUCAGAGGAAAAGGAGGUGCCUAAGAUGUAUUGCGGGGCUGACGGUGAGUGGUUGGUGCCCAUUGGGAACUGUCUGUGCAACCCUGGAUAUGAGGAGCGCAGUUCAGAAUGUCAAGCUUGUAAGAUUGGUUACUACCGUGCUCUGGCCACCGACGGCGCCUGUUCCAAGUGUCCUCUCCACAGUUACUCUGUCAGGGAAGGCUCCACCUCCUGUGCCUGUGACAAGGGAUACUUCCGCUCUGAAACGGACCCGGCAUCCAUGCCCUGCACCCGCCCUCCAUCGGCGCCUGUGCAUCUCAUCUCCAAUGUGAACGAGACCUCUGUAAACCUGGAGUGGAGCCCACCCCGGAGCUCUGGGGGUCGCCAGGACUUGACAUACAAUGUUGUGUGUAAACGCUGCGGUUCUGACGGGCGGCGCUGUCAACCGUGCGGUAACGGAAUCCACUUCAGCCCCCAGCAGCUGAGCCUUAAAGGAACCAGGGUGUCCAUCAACGAGCUGCAGGCCCACACCAACUACACCUUCGAGGUGUGGGCGGUGAACGGAGUCUCACCUCAGAGCCCAGGACCUGAGCAGGCCACGUCAGUGACAGUCACCACCAACCAGGCCGCUCCCUCUCCAGUGACUUCCAUCCAGGCCAAGGAUAUCACAAGACACACCAUCUCACUGGCCUGGCAGCCACCAGAAAAAGCCAACGGAGUCAUCCUGGAGUAUGAGGUCAAGUACUAUGAGAAGGACCAGAAUGAAAGAAGCUAUCGCAUCAUAAAAACCUCAUCAAGGAGCACCGACAUCAAGGGCCUCACCCCCCUCACCUCCUAUGUUUUCCAUGUGCGGGCUCGCACAGCAGCCGGAUAUGGAGAAUUCAGUGGCCCGUUUGAGUUCAUGACCAACUCGGUCCCAGCUCCCAUUAUCGGCGACGGGGCCAACUCCACGGUGUUGCUGGUGUCAGUGGUGGGCAGCGUGGUCCUCCUCCUCAUCCUCAUCAGUGCUUUCGUCAUCAGUCGACGAAGGAGUAAGUACAGUAAGGCCAAGCAGGACUCUGAUGAAGAGAAGCACUUACAUCAAGGAGUGAGAAUAUAUGUUGAUCCCUUUACCUAUGAAGACCCCAACCAAGCAGUCCGUGAGUUCGCCAAAGAGAUCGACGCCUCCUGUAUCAAGAUUGAGAAAGUGAUUGGUAUUGGGGAGUUUGGAGAGGUCUGCAGUGGGCGCCUAAAGAUGCCGGGCAAGAGGGAGAUCUGCGUGGCCAUAAAGACUCUGAAGGCUGGCUAUACUGACAAACAGAGGAGGGACUUCCUGUCUGAAGCUAGCAUCAUGGGCCAGUUUGAUCAUCCCAAUAUCAUUCACCUGGAGGGUGUGGUCACCAAAUGUAAACCAGUGAUGAUUAUCACAGAGUACAUGGAAAAUGGAUCGCUGGAUGCAUUCCUGAGGAAGAAUGACGGCCGCUUCACAGUCAUCCAGCUAGUCGGCAUCCUGCGCGGCAUUGCUUCAGGCAUGAAGUACCUGUCAGACAUGAGCUACGUCCACCGUGACCUGGCCGCACGCAACAUCCUGGUUAACAGCAACCUGGUGUGCAAGGUGUCCGACUUCGGCAUGUCCCGAGUUCUGGAGGACGACCCCGAGGCUGCGUACACCACCAGGGGAGGGAAGAUCCCCAUCCGCUGGACGGCCCCGGAGGCCAUCGCUUAUAGGAAGUUCACCUCGGCCAGCGACGUGUGGAGCUACGGCAUCGUCAUGUGGGAGGUGAUGUCAUACGGCGAGCGGCCAUACUGGGACAUGAGUAACCAAGACGUGAUCAAGGCCAUCGAUGAGGGCUAUCGGCUGCCCCCGCCCAUGGACUGCCCCGUGGCCCUCCACCAACUCAUGCUGGACUGCUGGCAGAGAGAGAGGGCCGACCGGCCAAAGUUUGGGCAGAUAGUCAACAUGCUGGACAAACUGAUCCGCAACCCCAACACCCUGAAGAGGACUGGGGGAGAGACCACCGUCAGGCCCGCCACCACCCUACUUGAGCCAGGGAGCCCCGAGGUGUCCGCGGCUGUGGGCACAGUGGAGGACUGGCUGCAGGCCAUCGGCAUGGAGAGAUACUGUGACAACUUCACAGCUGCCGGCUACACAACUCCAGAGGCAGUGGUCCACAUGACACAAGAGGACAUGGCACGCAUAGGCAUCUCCUCCGCAGCGCACCAGAACAAGAUCCUGACCAGCGUCCAGGGAAUGCUGUCCCAAAUGCAACAGAUUCAAGGCAGAAUGGUUCCCGUCUGAGAGAUUAAAACAAAGAAAAAGGAAGCAAAGUGACUUUUGUUUCUUAUGAAAAAAAAAAAAAUCAUAAAUAACAAAAAAGAUUAAAUAUAAAAAAAAAGAGACAAAUCAACUAUGAAGAAAUAGUUUACCUCAUCCAUGCACUUUAAAUUGGAUCUAAAAGAAAAGAAGACAUUGAUGAAGAAGAAAAAAAGUGUUGAAAAUGGCACCUUUUUUUUCAAAAAUCAUACCUUUACCUUGCCCUUUUAGUUGUUUUGGAGAAUGGGACACUUCUGUCUGCAGCAUUUAUGGAUAGGUGGAGGGACGGCUGGAAAAGUGCUUCCGAGAGGCCAAUCUGGAGUGCCUUUAAUGGUCUGGAAUGAAAAGUGAGGGAGGGACGGAGGGGGGGGGGUUGGAAUCCUACCUUUUCGUCCUCCUUUUGCAGAGAGUGUUGUUUCUGGAACUUUCUCUCUGGAAUAACCCGCAGAGCAGAUUUUUUUUGCUUUUCUGUGACUGUGUUUAUUGUAUAUGAAUUGUUUCUGUGGGACUCAGAGGCUGCCCCGGCCACCAUUGUUCUCUCUCUCAGCUGGAACAGUUUGAUAUCUUCCAGGCAAAAUGGACAGUCCUGACCGUCAGAUAUAAACAGGGAAUCUCCGACAGGUUUGGGAUUGGAUUCUUGGGGGGAGGGGGGGCGCUUAUCUUAAGAAGCUAUUUGCGUUUUUUUUUUUUUUUGUGCUAUGUUCUGGCCUUGUUUUUUUUUCCCAGAACGCUGUAAUAUGUUGCCCUCAGGACAUUUCUGAGAAUGUCUUUGAUCUUCCAGAGGAGCUUUCCCACUCCCCUGUCUUCCCAAAAAAACAACAACAAAAAAAAAACAAACAAAAAAAAAAAAAAAAGCCCUCCUACACCUUCGA
Molecule: messenger RNA, 4072 nt
Organism: Archocentrus centrarchus (flier cichlid)
Lineage: Eukaryota; Metazoa; Chordata; Actinopteri; Cichliformes; Cichlidae
Gene: epha4l
Product: eph receptor A4, like
Exons: 17
Coding region: 216-3185 (989 amino acids)
Biological process (GO): protein phosphorylation; axon guidance; ephrin receptor signaling pathway
Cellular component (GO): dendrite; plasma membrane
Molecular function (GO): protein binding; ATP binding; transmembrane-ephrin receptor activity
Source: RefSeq, a predicted model, not a curated record